UUUCCAACAUGGCGGAGGUGUUGGUAGUAAAUACUAAUGGAUUGGGGUGUUCUUUGUAGCCGAAUCAUCGAUUCGGCCAAGGAGGCAUGACCCGACACCGUGGAAUUCAUUUCUCGCAACACAAAGGAGCAGCGAGAGGACGUGCGUCGCGGCCGGAGGAGGCUGUCCCCCCCGGGGUGGCCGCAGAGGAGGAGCGGGGCCGCUGAGGAGGAGGCGGAGGAGGCUCGGGCACCCCCCCUUGAGGCGGAGCCGUGGCGGGGGGCAGCGAGGGGGCAGCGGUGCCCCCCCAGCCCCCGGCGGCAGCGCAGGUGCCCCCAGCCCCCGGGGGCGAGAUCCGGGUGGGGCCGGGCCACCAGGCGCGGCUGCCCGAGCUGAGGCCCGCCUCGGCACCCCCAGGCCACGAGGGGGCCGGGGGCAUGCCCCAGGAGGAGCUGCGCUGGACCCCCGGGGUACCCGACUGCGACCUCAUGAUGUACCUCAGGGCGGCCAGGAGCAUGGCGGCGUUUGCGGGUAUGUGCGACGGGGGCUCGGCAGAGGACGGCUGUUUGGCGGCCUCUCGUGACGACACAACCAUCAACGCCCUGGACCUGCUGCACGACAGCAACUACGACACGGGCAGAGCACUGCAGGCCCUGGUCAAGAACCCUGUGCCCAGGGGCCUGGACAAGAAGUGGACGGAUGAGGACCAGAAACGCUUUGUGAAAGGAUUGAGGCAGUAUGGCAAGAAUUUCUUCAAAAUCCGCAAGGAGCUGCUUUCUCACAAGGAAACGGCUGACCUCGUAGAGUUCUACUAUCUGUGGAAGAAGACCCCAGGUGCGGCGACUUCCCGGCCUCACCGGAGGCACCGGCGACAGAACGUGCUUCGGCGAAGCAGACCAUCAUCCCGACUGACCAAAGUGGCGCAAAAUGAAUUCGCGGAUGCGAGUUCAGCGAGCGAAGAGGAGGAGUCUGCUGAUGAUUCUGAUUCCCGGGAAGUGCCGGCCUACACAUGCCACACCUGUCUCGCCACCAGUUCCAAGGAGUGGUUCCAGACUGGCAAGGAGGGCUCUGUGCUGUGCUGGGACUGCUGCCAGAGCCAGCAGAAGAAGGGCACCCUGGGCCCCCUGGAGGCGGCCCGGCCCUUGCCGGAGGGGGCUGGGGGAGGCGACGGGGCCUCCCCAUUCCUCUUCAAACCUGUCGACGGGGACGGGGUCCACGGGGGAAAGCACGUCAUGCGCACCCGGCGGAACAAGGAGAACCAGAACCACACGAAGGGGCGGAGCAAGCACGGGGGCGGCAAUGAGGGGGCGAGUCCGGACGCCCUGGACGGAGCCCUGGCCACCAACAACAGCAGCCGGGCACCGGGAGGGCGCAAGUCUCCCGCCGCCAGCACGGGGGACAGGGACAAGAAGAAGAAGGGAAACCCGGAGACGCCCACCAAGGGCAAGAAGAGGGGCAGGGAGGAGACGACACCCACAAGCAAUGCCUCGGCCCCGGCCGCGACGCCCAGUGCCAACGCGGCCUCCCCUCCCGAGGAAUCCUCGUCCUCGGAGAAUGCGGCCAACGCCCCAUCGGGCGCCGAGGACGACGACAACAAGUUGCUCUGCUCCUCGGCGGCCAAGAAGAAGAAGGGCGGCAGCAGUGAGGGGGCCGACAGCCCCGCCGAGUCCCCGGGGCCAGCCGAAGCACUCUCCAGCCGCAGCAGCAGCUCCGGGGGAGGCCCGGCAUCCAACGAGGAGAACAUGACCGAGGAGCCCGAAGCGGAGUCCACCAGUCCCUCCAGCCGGCCGCCCAGCCCCGUCGCUGCGGCGGCCCCCGUGCUGCCGCUUGCGCCUCCUGCGCUCCAACCGUCUCCCGCUGCCGCGGAGGAGCCCCCCGUGCCGCCGCAGCAGAACGCGGGGCCUCCGCCGCUCCUGCAGCCGGUUCCGGAGGACACCAGGCCCAGCCCCAUCGUGGAGAGAGCCACCCCGACCCCCGAAAGCAUGUCGAGGGAGGCACGGAGUCCGGCAAUGGGGCAAGACGUGGCGCUCCCGCUGCUGGCGCGUCCACCCUGCCCGUCGCCUCUGAUGGGCUCGGCGCCGAGCCACAGUCCGGUGCCGCCGCGGUCGUCGCCCGUGCCCCCUCCGGCCCACCAGCUGCCCAUGGGCCGGGGCCUCACCCCCCUGGGGCAGCCACUGGGCCCCUUGGGGCCCCUGGCCCCCGUCCCCACCCUGGCGGACGACAAGUUCGACCAGCUGCUUCCACAGGCGCCGCUUCUGUCGUUGCCGGAGAGCGGCCGCACCCGGUCCCCCGGUGGCCCGGAGCCCCUGUCCUUCAUCAAGAUGGAGAUGGAGGAGCCCCGGCCCCUGCGGCUGGUGUCCUCCCCGCUGUCCCGGGGCCGCCCCUCGCCCCCCCGGGGGUUGAGCCCGUCGCUGGUGGCCCUGUCGGUGCUGCCUCCCCCCGUGGAGUCGCUUCUACCAGCGGGCAUGAAGAAGCACUUGGUACGCGUCAAGGAGGAGCUGCCCCCGACGCUGCUACUGCCGCAGGAGGGGCCCCCCAUGCCCUCGCGGGAGCCCCCCCUGCUCUCCUCGGGGGCCCCUCCACGGGGGCCGGUCCCCUCGCCCUCGUCCUCCCCGUGCUUGCCAGCAUCUUCUCUGGCGGCCGCUGGUGCCUCGGCGCCCCCUCGGUCCUCCCCGUCGGCUUCGCUGGCGCCCCUGGUGGACUACCCGGGUCCUCCCCCGCACCACGUCAAAACGGAGCCCCCUCCGUCCCCUCCCAAGGAGCGGCCGGGGCUGCCUACCCCGCCCCCUCCCUCCCCGCACCACCCCUCCCCGCACCCCAAGUCCUCCUCGACCCCGUCCCCUUCCCCAGCCAUGCCCCCCUCUCACCACCAGUACCCGUUCCCCGCGCCGCUCUUCGCGGCGUCCCCCGCCGCCGUCGUGUCGACGUCGUCCCCCCUGGGGGGUGGCUACCCGGCCUCCCUGACAACCUCCAGGGCCGGGGGCGGGCCUGCCCCGCCCCCUCCGGCACCCCACCCGAGCAUGCACCCUGGCUUUCCGUACCCGGCCUACUUCAGCCCGCAGCUGUACUCCCCCCACCUGCACUUCCCUCCCCAGUUUGCCCCACCACCUCCCCCGGCCCACCAGGGCCCCCCCCAGCACCACCCGUCGUCGUCAGGCGGGUCCAGCUCCAAGGCCCCGCCCCCCUCCCGGGCCCCGGUGUCCAUGCCCCUUCCCCCGCAGCUGCCCCUGGAGGGCUCCCCCCAUCGGCUGGGGCCCUCCCACCACCCCCCUCCCUCCCACCACGGAGGGGCCCACCCCUCCCACCACGGGGGCCCUCCUUCCCACCACCACCACCCGGGGGAGGAGGAGGAGGAGGAGCCCGAGGCCCAGCAGCUGGUGAGGGGACCCAGCCCAGAGCCCAAGGUUGAAGACAGCGAAUGCCACCGCAGCCAGUCCGCCAUCUUUCUGCGUCACUGGAGUCGAGGGGAAUUCAACUCUUGUGCUCGGACGGACUUGACGUUCAAACCCGUCCCCGAUUCGAAGCUGGCGAGGAAAAGGGAGGAGAGGGCACGCAAGGCAGCCGAGAAGGAGAGGGAGGAGGCCAAGCAGCGGCUGAGCUCCCUCGACCACCGGGGCGGCCUUUCCGGGGAGGGCAAGGCGGGCUCGAGCAGCCACCCCUGCGAUUUCCCUGGAGGACCUUACCAGUCACGGGGGGUUCCCCAGAACCCCCGCAACGCCCCGUCGGCGCAGCACCCGUACGGAGGGGCGGACACCCCCGCCCUGCGGCAGCUGAGCGAGUACGCCCGCCCCCACGCGGCCUUCUCGCCCGGGGGCUACCCCGGGGCGAGGGCCCACCCUGCAGCUGCUGCAGCGGCUGCCGCGGCAGCCAUGGAUCCCAUGAUGCUGCACUACCAGCUUGGCAUGUACGCCGCGGCGGCUGCCGCCUCGCGGGAGAACAGCAUGCGGCUGGACCUGGAGAUGGAGAAACGUGAGCUGCACGACAAGUUGAAGGCGGAGCUGGAGCUGAAGUCACGCCUGCCGGCGGCCUACGACCCCCACUGGCUGGAGCUGCAGCGGCGGUAUGCGGCAGCGGCGGGGCUCAACGCGGCCGGCCUGGGACCCCCCGGCAUGUCCCCCUUCUCACUGUACCAAGCUGGGCCCGACCAGAGGGAGCGCCUGGCCCAGAUGGGUGCCCCCGACGAGCGGCUACACCCGGGGUCGGCCGAACGCCUCGCCCUCGCUGCUGACCCCCUCCUGAGGUUGCAGAUGGCAGCCGUGGCCAUGGCGAUGCCCCCGGGGGGCCCCGGCGGGGACCCCUCCCAGCAGUACCAGGCCUACCCUCCUGGGGGGGGGGCCCGGGGGGGCGCAAGGGCCCCGCCCGGGCGUGGGGGGGCCCCACCCUGGGGGGCCUCCCCAGGCCCCCCCACCCACCCGGCGGGACUCAGGCCCCAGGACCUGAUGCACCCAGCCGCUGCCGCCCUCAUGCGCUCAUCCUACGAGGAGCAGCUCGCCCACCAGAUCAAUGCGGCCCAGGUGGCGGCCCAGCAGCAGGAGCAACUGCAGCGCCAGUUCCUGCUGGAGCGGGAGCGGUUGGCUCACCUGAGCGCCCUCGGGGCAGCCCACGCGGCCGCCUCCCACCAGGGGGCUGCCACGGCCGCCCAGCUCCUGCCCCAGCACGAGGAGUUUCUACGAUGGCGCCCCACAGUCCCAAGGCAAGACUUGUCCAGCGACUGUGGUGCCUCGGUGCGCCGCUGCAGCCAGCAACAGCAGCGGGAGCGGGAGCUCAAGCUGAGGACCCUGGAAGAGGCCGCACGCGGAGGACGGCCCCCCAUCAACUGAGGCCCCGCACCCCCCUCACCUCGUGCCCCUCCCUUCCCCGUUGCCCGGGGAGAAAGCGACGGGACGCUGGACCCUCCCGUCCCGUCGUGAAAGCUCGUUUUGUCGUGGUUCCUCUCGCAAACGGGUAGUCACGACCGACGUCGCCGCCAACGUUCGGAGGAAGCGUCGGGUCGCACCAAGAAGAUGCCACGACGGCAUUUCGAAGACGGUUGUUCGUUCGACUGCCGCUUCCCCGAUCGAACGAAGGGGAGGCGCGCGUUCGAGUACUCGUAAACGCGAGGACGCAACGUGACUCGGUUUUGUUUUAGUGCACCGUCUACGUUUGUUUCGUUCUUAGGAGAUGUUCAACUUUUUUGUGUGUAAAGAGUGCAACUGGCUGGCCGCAAGGGCGGCGUGCGUCACUGCCCUUCCGGCGCACGGCCUGCCCACCCGUGUGCCCCCUCUCCCGUCGUCUCGUCCUCCUUGUUUUAGACUCGUAGAGGUCUUGCUAGUCACGAGAACUUGCCCUCCUUCCCUGACCCGCCCCCAGACAUUGUGUCGUCCCUCCUCGCCCACGAGGCCACGCGAAUCCCUCCUUUGUUUUGACUCCUUGGGGAGAGGGGGGGUUCCUACGGACGAUGCAGUGCGAGCUUAGGUCUUAAAAAGGGUUCGCAAUUCCCUCGGCAUCUUGUUUGACCCCCGUUUUCAAACGUGUGCCUGUUCCAUAGCUGUGCAAAGAACCUGUUUCUGUCAUUGAGAGCAGCGUUUUUACCCUAAUUAUUAUUUCGGAGACGGGGAGGGGUCGUGCGUCGUGUCUUAGGGCUGCGUAACGUGGCCCAUGCCGAUCGUUGCCCGGUUAAAACGGCAUCGACUGAGGCCAGUUUUCCCGGUGGACCUCUUGCGGAGGGGUUCUCCACGUUUUUAAAGACUACGCCGAGGCACCUUCCUUAAUGUGUGUCCACUUUCGUUUUUAAUGGUUUUGAAUUCCUCUUGGGUGACUCGGUUGCCGCGAUUGCGGCCAGUUUUUGUCGUGGAAAGGAGCAAUCAUUGUCUAUACUAGGGUCCAUCAUUCCCAUCUUGCAAGUACAAGAGAGAAAUUGCAUUUUGCAAGGAGGAGAAAAGGGGGAGGGGGGAGGUUUAUUGGGCAGACAUAUUGGCAUUGGACACGGCGAAGCAGGGAGAGGGCCGCGGUUACAGCCGCAGCUCGCACUUUCUUCCCUUGCAGGGCUCGCUCGCAAAUUGCAAACCAUUGUGUUCGGGUGUGGAGGAGCAUAGAAGUGUGUGUAUGUGCGUGUGUAUGUGUGCAUAACGAAGAUGUGGUAUGUGUCCUGUACAUAACUUUAUGGACGAGGGUGUGCAUCUGAAAGACUUCCUUUCGUCAAUGAAGAGGCUAGGCUGGAAAAUUACCAACGAACCUCCGUAUCACUCCAUGAUCGAGAUAUUUUCCUUUCUUCCUUUCUUUCUGUUCGCUUCACACAUACCGUACAUACCGUUCUCUCGUGGCAUUGUCUGCACGCUUCCGUUGUCUCCGCAGAAUGCACACUCUACAGAAAAUGCAACCGUAUGCAACGCGAGCGUUUGGUCCCCCUUCCCAAACAGCGAACACACAAAGUCGAGCCGGCCUUUGACGGCCGGGACACAAAAGAAGCUACGAGAGCAAUGCAAAAGAAAGCAACGUCGACCAACACAGUACAAGAGCAAAACAUCAGCGCCUCCCGAAAGCGGGGAUACAUACUAAAACGCAUCUGUACAGUACGUCCCAUCCCGCGCAUUUCCUACUUUUUUUUCCCCUCCCCUCGAUCGGUGCGUCCACGCGGAAUUGCGUCGCACGACCCGCGGCGAGUGGUUCAAAUGCCCGUCGACGCCACACCAACUUUCACCCACGCGCACUUGCGUGUACAUACCAUCUGCGCUCAUUUUGAAGACUCCCUGCCUUCCCUACUUCCUUUUCGGUAUUCCCUGCCUUUAGAAAAGUAUCACAUAUUUUUGUUUUUUAGUUGAGUGGCUUCUGCGUCUUUGUAGUGCCUCUGCUGCUGCCACUUCCAUGUUUGUGUAUUUAUUGCCAAUCAGUGUACAUAAUGCAAGCGGCACACGAACAGUAUGAGUCUCCCAUGUGUGUAGGGCUGCCAAAUCUCGCCGUCGCACUAUACCAAUAAACUCCCGUAGUACAAGCAAAGGCAACGCUUGCGCGGCCGCUCGCAGUCACCGCUCCAAUCGUCGGAGCGGCACAAAGUCUUCGGCCGGCUCCUUCCUCGCUUUAUUUACACUUUUCGCAAACAUUGUCUACUGGUGCCUUUUUAACAAAACAAAGGAAGAAAACGACACGAGCUGCUCUCUUUUCUCUGGUGGCUUCUUCCCAUUUUGCGCGGAGCAAUGCAGCAAUUUUCAGGGCGCUCAUUUUGCCUUUCCUUCUUCAGUUGCUUGCUUUUUCCUUUUCUUUCUUCAAGCCUAAGAUUUUAUAAAGCUGCCCUAUGACAUUGUGGCAGCACUACUUCGCGUGGUACAUUUAGUUGUGUUUUUUUAUUUUCCUUUUAUUCUUUGUCGUACUGCUUCCCACGACUCUUUUCUGAUCUCGUCCCAUUGCGUGGUGUACAUCUUGUGAAGCGUGAGGUGACUGUAAUUUUAUAACUUCUAUCUGGGCACCCCUCCCCACCCCCCGAGAGUUCCAUGUAAACUUGUAUCACACAAACAAUAAACAUGCAUUACUUCUUCCCCUGCAA
Messenger RNA from Ixodes scapularis (black-legged tick), 7498 nucleotides. Its product is annotated as arginine-glutamic acid dipeptide repeats protein. NCBI's taxonomy places the organism in Eukaryota, Metazoa, Arthropoda, Arachnida, Ixodida, Ixodidae. The record is from RefSeq and is a predicted model, not a curated record. Gene Ontology annotation, molecular function: transcription corepressor activity. Gene Ontology annotation, cellular component: nucleus.